Molecule: messenger RNA, 2997 nt
Organism: Gamsiella multidivaricata
Lineage: Eukaryota; Fungi; Mortierellomycota; Mortierellomycetes; Mortierellales; Mortierellaceae
Product: putative SPT16-general chromatin factor
Exons: 11
Coding region: 1-2997 (998 amino acids)
Biological process (GO): transcription elongation by RNA polymerase II; positive regulation of transcription elongation by RNA polymerase II
Cellular component (GO): FACT complex
Molecular function (GO): nucleosome binding
Source: RefSeq, a predicted model, not a curated record
AUGCCAGCUGCCGAGGUCACCAUCGACGCUCGUCUGUUCCACAGGAGGGCCAGAGGCCUCGUGAACCAUUGGCGAAACUCCAAUGGCCCUGAGGACUCUUUUCAAAACGUCGGUACACUACUCGUCAUUCUGGGUAACAUCGGCGAAGAGGACAAUAUUUACCAAAAGACCACUGCGAUGCAGACAUGGCUCUUCGGAUAUGAGCUCACCCAGACGCUCAUGUUGUUCACCCCAGACACUCUGCAUGUCGUCACAGGAGGCAACAAAGCCAAGAUCCUGGAGACAUUAAAACAGUGGGAGGGCCCUCAGUUCCCAAUCGAACUACAUGUUCGUGGCAAAGACGAGGCCCACAACGAGGAGGUCCUCAAGAGACUGGUGAAGAUUAUUGCCAGUCAUGGAGAUCGCGUUGGAGUUUUCGCAAAGGAUACGCAGAGGGGAGCAUUUGCAGCAUCGUGGAAGGCAGCCUUAGAUAGCUCGGAUAAGCCUAUUGAGAGCGUCGACAUGUCUACGGGCGUUGCCGAGGUCUUUGCUAUUAAGGAUGACGAAGAACUGAGAUCCACCAAGAUGGCUGCCAAGCUGAGUUCAUUGGUCAUGAGGAAUUAUUUCAUUGAAGAGAUGUCCAAGAUCAUUGACGAGGAACGCAAGAUCACACACGAGAAGCUGGCAGACAAAAUGGAGGCCGCUCUUAUGGAUGAGAAAAUGUACAAGCAACUGAAGUUCCCUGCGGAUGUAAGGAACCCAGAGUGGUGCUACACCCCGAUCAUUCAGAGCGGCGGCGAUUACGACUUGAAGACAUCCGCGGUUUCGAACGAGAAGGAACUGCAUGCAGGCGCUAUCAUCUGUUCUCUGGGAGUGCGUUACAGAUCGUACUGCUCCAACAUCGGCCGCACGUUCCUCAUUGACGCCAAUAAGACUCAGGAGAAGAAUUACGCAUUUCUCUUGGAUGUCCAGCGCAAGGUGCUUGAUGCAAUGAAGGAGGGCGUCUUGAUCAAGGAUGUCUUCAACCGUGCAGUCGAUUUUAUCCGUAACAGGAGACCCGAUCUUGAAAAGAAGUUUGUCAAAAACCUUGGAUUUGGUACCGGUCUCGAGUUUCGCGAGUCGAGCUAUCUUUUGAACGGCAAAAACACCAAGGAGCUUCAGAGCGAUAUGAUUUUCAGUUUGUCUGUUGGUUUCCAGGAUAUCGAAAACCCAAAGGCAACUGAUGAGAAGUCUAAGAAAUACUCGCUUCUUUUGGUUGACACUAUCAGGAUCACGACAGAGGCGCCCCAAAUCUUGACGAGUUGUGAUACCAGCUUCGAUGACAUCUCGUAUAUCCUGAAGGAUGUAGCAGAGGAGGAAGAGGAACCCGUCAAAAAGGAACAGCCUAACAGCCAACGCACAGCCAAAUCUGCAGUUCUCAACACAAAGUUCCGUAGCGAGCAGGAGGAGGCGAGCAAGGAUCAGGCGCGGAAGGAGCAUCAAAAGAUGCUGGCGGAACAAAAGCAUGCCGAGGGUCUCGAGCGGUAUGGUGAUGCUGGUAGCCUAAAGAAGGACAAUCAAAAGAGUGUCUUCCGCAAGUUUGAGAGUUACAAACGCGAGUCAGCCUUACCUAAGGAAGUCAGCAGUCUCAGGAUUGUGGUCGACCAGAGGAACGAUACGCUGGUUCUGCCUAUCUACGGGCUUGCUGUCCCAUUCCACAUUUCGACUCUUCAGAAAGUCACGAAGACGGACGAGGGCGAGUUCUUUUACCUGCGUCUCAAUUUUAUCACACCCGGACAGCCCGGAAAGAAGGAUGACACUCCCUUCGACGACCCCAACGCCAACUUUGUACGGGCACUGUCAUUCCGCAGUGCCGAUGGCGCGAGAAUGUCGGAGAUCUACAACCAAAUCAUGGAGAUGAAGAAGAAUGCGGUCAAGAAGGAGUCGGAGCGCAAAGAAAUGGCAGAUAUCGUUGAACAGGACAAACUGAUUGAGGCCAAGGGCAAGCGCCCACCACGACUCCCCGAUGUUUUCGCUCGUCCUGGUUUGGAUGGAAAACGUCCUGGAGAACUAGAGAUUCACUCGAACGGUCUUCGCUACGUGUCGCCACUCCGGAACGAGAACAGGAUCGACAUUUUGUUUAACAACAUCAAGCACCUGUUCUUCCAACCGUGCGACGGAGAGCUAAUUGUCUUGAUUCACUGCCAGUUGAAGAAUCCGAUCCUGAUUGGAAAGAAGAAGACUGAACACGUUCAAUUCUACAGGGAGGCGUCGGAUGCGCAAUUUGAUGAGACUGGAAACCGUCGUCGCAAGUAUGUUUAUGGUGAUGAGGACGAAUUGGCCUCUGAGCAGGAGGAACGCAAGCGUCGUGCUGCUCUCAACAAGGAGUUCAAGUUGUUUGGAGAAAAGAUCACAGAGCUGAGUGAGAACAAGGUCGAGGUCGAUGUUCCUUUCCGCGACUUGGCUUUCAACGGAGUACCUUUCAGAACUAAUGUUCUCUUGAAGCCCACACAAGACUGUCUCGUACACUUGAGUGAGGCACCAUUCUUGGUUGUCACACUUGCCGACGUUGAGAUUGUACAUCUAGAGCGCGUGCAAUUCGGACUUAAGAACUUUGAUAUGGUGUUCACAUUCAAGGACUAUUUCCAGCAACCCAUCCACAUCAACACUAUUCCCAUGUCGCAACUGGAUAACGUCAAAGACUGGCUGGACUCGAUGGAUAUCGUCUUUUAUGAGGGACCCGUCAACCUGAACUGGGGACCCAUCAUGAAGACUAUCCAAGAAGAUCCGGCAGAAUUCUACAGGGAAGGCGGUUGGUCAUUCUUGGCAAUCGAGUCAGAUGCGGAAGAUUCUGAUGAAUCCGGAUCAGAGUUCGAGGCGUCGGAAAGCGAUUUUGAGUCAUCUUCAUCGGAGAGCUCGUAUGCUUCGGAUGCCUCGAUGGACGACGGAUCAGAGGAGGAGGCUUCUGACGAAGAAUCUGGAGAAGACUGGGAUGCGCUGGAGGAGAAGGCCAAGAGAGGUAACGUUAACUGUCUUUGA